Messenger RNA from Carassius gibelio (silver crucian carp), 3837 nucleotides. Its product is annotated as neuropeptide FF receptor 1-like. Lineage: Eukaryota; Metazoa; Chordata; Actinopteri; Cypriniformes; Cyprinidae. Bases 532 to 1869 code for a protein of 445 amino acids. Gene Ontology annotation, cellular component: membrane. The transcript has 2 exons. Gene Ontology annotation, molecular function: peptide binding; G protein-coupled receptor activity. The record is from RefSeq and is a predicted model, not a curated record. Gene Ontology annotation, biological process: neuropeptide signaling pathway.
UCAACCUCAAACGAUGAUAACUCAUCUCCUUUACCAGAGGUCGUGAACAGGUAACUGACGCUUCACAGAGCUGGAUUUAAUGGAAGUCUGCUGGAAAAGGCUCGUUGAUCCUUACCUGGAGGAUAUAUUUUAACUUUCGACCCACUGGAAGAUACAGUGUUUGAUCUAAGUCAUACGUGAUACAGAUUACCUUAUGGUUUGAAGGAAGAAAAAAAAAGAGAGAAGAGGAGGUACACAUAUUAGAUAAAGAAGACAUUCUUUUGAUGUCAUCUGUAUUGUUUGUGAAAAUAAAAGUGAAUACUGUAUUUGGUAGUGAGUGAGGAAGAGAUUUGUUUUGAGUAUUUAAAACGACGAAGGAAAGGAACAUGGAUUUGAGAUCUUCUGUUUUCCUUCAUUGUCUUCAAUCUUUUUUAUGGAUAAAUGGAAACUUUGGCACCUGAAAAGUAAUGUUUUAGUUAGUUUUAGUUAUGUAGUUUAGUAAUGAUGUAGUUCAGUGAUAGUUCACCCACUCAACAUCACAGGAAAACCACUAUGAAUCUGACCCCACCUCAGCCACCAACCCUGCUCUACGACCUUCCCAGGGCAUUGGACCUUCAGCGUGAACCUCAAAACAAGAGCAGGUUGGCUCCAGCCAGCUUCUUCAACAGCACCUUCUUCUUCCAGGAUAAUGCAGCUUUAGAAUGGCAGUUGUUUCUCACCAUCCAAGAGCCUGGCACCAUUAUCUUGACUGUCCUGUACUCUAUUUCCUUCCUAGUGGGCUUUUUUGGCAAUGUCAUGUCCCUCAGAGUCCUACUGGGCCAGCACGGAAGCAUGCGACUGUCUGGUGCUAGCGCCACACGUUGCCUGCUGAUAAACUUAGCGGUGUGCGACCUGGCAGUGGUUUGCGUGUGCAUGCCUGUCACCCUGGGCCACCGCAUUUAUACGCCAUGGGUGUACGGCAACUUUUUGUGCCGGGCGGUGCCCUUCACGCAAGCAGUGUCUGUUUCCGCCAGUGUCCUGAGCAUCACGGUCAUCAGCAUCAGUCGGUACUAUGCAGUUCACUCGCCACUACUGUCCCGAGCCUACUUCACUCGUCGACGCAUCCUCGCCUCUGUCACAAUCGUGUGGCUCGUCUCCUCAGUGAUCUGCAUGCCAGUUGCAAUAGUUACUAGGCGUGAUGAAGUAGCUUUGAUCGAAGGGCUAGCCAUCAUGUUGCCCGUCUGUGGAGAGGUAUGGCCUCAGCCGCGCUUGCGACAGGCGUACAAUGUCCUGCUGUUCAGCGCCCUCUACUGUCUACCUGUCGGGUUUAAUCUCACUUUAGCCUUCCUCACAUGUCGUCGGCUGCGUAGCACUGGUUCUGAGAGUCGGUUCACUGAGUUAGACCCCCGUUCCCAGGCACUUCAUGAAACAAGGCUGCAGGGACGCAGGCAGAUCGCACGUAUGGUGGCAGCUUUGGUGCUGCUGUUCGCUCUGUCAUGGUUGCCAAUGUAUGUGACUGAUAUUUGGCUGGACCGUGAGUUGCGCCAUCCACCAGAUUGGCUCCUUCAGACCAGACCCUUUGCACAAUGGUUGGGCCUCACCAACUCUUCUCUCAACCCUUUUUGCUACUGCUUCAUUGGUGACCUCCACCGCUCAGCCAAGGCUUUGCGUUUGCGCCUCUGUGGCCCGUCCCCGGCCUCGGCGCUGGCUCUGGCUUCUCUCCCAAAAAUAUUCAACCUGCAGAAUCAAGAUAAGUCUCAAGCAGGUGACGCCAAUGACUCAACCAACUCUUGCAAGGGGGACAUUGGGAACCUUAAUAUGUCGAUGUGGUGGACUCAAUCUCGCACAUGUGAGUCAAUGAGCUUGCCGUACCACUUAAGAAUGACUGAGACAAUUACACUGGAUACAUAGCAGAUCUGAUGCACUGCCAUGGACAUUUCUUCUAGAAAACUGGAUUUUUAGUAAUAAUUUACUUACUCUUAUGUCGAACCUGCAUAACAUAUUUUCAUCUGUGAGACACAAAGGAUGACAUUUUGUUCAUAUAAUGAAAGUCAGUGGGGUCCAAACAACAUUUGACUUACAACGAUUGAAUAGACAAAAAAACUAUUAAGACCUUUUCAGAAUAUCUUUUUUGUGUCCCAUAAAGAAAAAUCAUACAGGUUUGGAAAGUCACGAGUGUGAGUAAAUGAUGAUUGAAUUUUCAUUUUUGAAUGAUCUAUCUCUUCAUGUUUUGAAAAAUAACUUUAUAGGGGUCAUAUGACGUUAUUUCAUGUUAUUUCAAGAGAUAAGGUCCGUAAAGUCGCAAAGAUAUCAAACCCAAAGAGAUAUUAUUUCUAAAAGACUCAACCAUGCCGAGGCUGUGUUGGAAGAUUUGCACCACCGAAAUGUAACACCACCGAAAUGUAUACGCAAAGAAAGAAGGUUCUUUUAUUAACAUUUAUUCUAAAUAAAAUUUAACUUUUAUUCUUGCUGUUGUAUUGUUGUUGCUGCCAUGUCAUGGAGACACUGUGUAUUUCCAAAUAUGGUAAUGGGCGUAACAUUUCCAUCACAUGCUUGACCACAACACACUGGAUAGCUGGCCAAUCAGCACACUGCGCAGUUCCAAAUUAUGAGAUUUGUAAAAAUCAACACGUUUCAGAAAGGCAGGGCAUUGAGGAGCAACAAUAAUGUACAGUAUGUUUCAAAUUAUGUAUUUUCUAUUAUCUUUAACUGCAUAAACAUUUAAUAAGACCAAAUACACAAAAUAAUGUGUUUUUUCCAUUGUCACAAGACCCCUAUAAAGGACUGAGGAUGUGUGAGGAUUGAGUUUCUUCUUAACUCUGUACUUUUGUUGAAAUUGUUUAAUGGCAAAGUGAUUAAACGUUUCAUAUUGCAGGUGGAGUAGAUGUAACUGUUUAGAUCUGCUGUAAAUGUGCUAAUAAUAUGUAAUAAAUAUCUUGCCACUGGAACUUAUUAGGGUCCUUCAUAGCAAUCUAUAUUGUUAAGGGAUAUAAAGUGGUUCAAUGCAGAAUGUGUACAGUCGUGUUGCUGAGUUUUGCCUAGAGCAGUGUCUUAAGAUAAACCAAGUUUAACAUCAUUAAAUGCUGCUUCUAUGUCUGGCAGAGUGGUUUAAUUAAAAUGUUCAUUUGAGUGAAACCCAGACACAUAUACGCACUCACACCUAUUGUCCUUGGUGAAGAAACACUUGGAAAUGUAUUUCUUCGCACCUCUUCUUCUAAAUGUGGAAACCAUCUGCAUCUCAAGUCAUCACCCUCUUCUAAGUGUUAUCUUACUGAAGUCAGACCAGAAACUCUAAAUGACACUACCAUUCAAAAGUUUGAGGUCAGAUUUUUUCAAGAAGUUGAUCAUUUUAUUCAGCAAGGAUGCAUUAAAUCGAUCGAAUGUGACAAAGUAAUGAUUCAGAAAAUGUAGCUUUACAAUUACAGCAAUUAAUACAUUUUAAAAUAUAUUUAAAUGGAAAUCAGUUAUUUUAAAUUGCAGUAAUAUUUUACAAUAUUACAGUUUUAACUGUGUUUUUUUAUUUCAAGGUCACAAUUUUAUUAUUUUUUUUGGUUUGGAUAAUAUUUUUGGUAUAAUUUUAAAACAAAUCUGAGACUCUAGCUUUUUUCCUGCACUACGCUGUAUUAUGCGUCACAAUGUCCUAAAAAAAUGGAUUUGCUCUUUAAUAUUCCGUGAGGAGAAAUGCCCUCUGGUGAAAACAUUCUAUUUUUUAUUGACUUGGAAAUGUUAUGGCAGCAGUUGCAUAAGGGGCUACAGUAACUAAAAAAAAAAAGACAGGUAUGACGGAGGCAGACAUAUUUUUGAAAUAAAAAAUAGACUGAGAUGUAAAAAUUUAAUUGUUUUAAAUGUUUCAGUCAUUAGCUGACAAAAUUAAAUGUU